AUAUGGGUUCAAGUUUUAGCGGAGCAGGGUAAAGGAUUUUGUCUUGGCAGCUGCAGCUAUCGGUCUAGGGUUUCUCCUUAUCGGCCGUCAAAAGAUAGUAGGUAGUCCAAUUAAGAGAAUAGGGAUGGAUUCGUUCUCAAUGCCAUCAAGCGGAUCGCCCCCGAACGUUUCAUCGGACGAUCUGGUUAAUGAGUUAAAAACUACGGUUGCCGAAUUUCAUUUUCAGCGAUUCUUCGAGACUGUGAGAGACAAAUGCUUUGAGAAAUGCAUCACCAAGCCUGGGAGCAGCUUAAGUGGGAGUGAGAGCAGUUGCGUCUCAAGGUGUGUUGAACGAUAUUCUGAGGCCACCAGCAUCAUCGGCCAAACUCUCCUCAACCAGCGCCAUUAGAACUGUGUUCCCAAUUGCUGCAUGGAGGGUGGUGUCAAGGUUUAGACUGUCUUUUUAUUAUAGAUUAUUACAACGCAUGUCAUUUCCUUAUAAUUUAAUGUUUGGAAUAUGAAUGAAUUUACUAUGGAUAAUAUAAUAUCCCUGAUUUUUCCAUAAUCAACAAGACUAUUAUUA
Cuscuta campestris is the source of this 562-nucleotide messenger RNA. NCBI's taxonomy places the organism in Eukaryota, Viridiplantae, Streptophyta, Magnoliopsida, Solanales, Convolvulaceae. The record is from the annotation of a GenBank genome assembly.